Molecule: messenger RNA, 2664 nt
Organism: Globicephala melas (long-finned pilot whale)
Lineage: Eukaryota; Metazoa; Chordata; Mammalia; Artiodactyla; Delphinidae
Product: collagen alpha-1(X) chain
Molecular function (GO): protein binding
Source: RefSeq, a predicted model, not a curated record
GGAUGUGAAAGUUGGCCACAGGCCAGCACCGCCCUGCUUGGUGUCCCACAGGGGUCCCUGGGCGAAGGACGGGAGUAUCCAGUGCAUCGACGACCAGAAGCAGUGACACCAUGGAAGCCCCCUGGGGCUGGCUGGUGAUCGGUGUGCUGGCCAUAUCCCUGGCCUCUUCGGUGACCCAGGACGUUUGCCGAGCACAGGAUGGGAGGGACGGGGCCGCAGGAAUACCCGGCCGACCCGGACGGCCAGGCCUCAAGGGGGAGCGAGGGGAGCAGGGGGCCGCUGGUAUCCAGACAGGCGUCCGUGGCCUUAAAGGAGACCAGGGAGAGCCUGGGCCCCCUGGAAAACCUGGCAGAAUGGGCUACCCAGGGCCCAGCGGCCCCCUGGGGCCCCCUGGCCUCCCAGGGUUGAAGGGCAUCAAAGGCAACCCAGGAAACAUCCAGAACCAGCCGCAGCCGGCCUUCUCGGCCGUGAGACGGAACCCUCCGAUGGGUGGCAACGUGGUCAUCUUUGACACGGUCAUCACCAACCAGGAGAGCCCAUACCAGAGCCACUCGGGCCGGUUCAUCUGCUCUGUGCCGGGUUACUACUACUUCACCUUCCAGGUGGUGUCCAAGUGGGACAUCUGCCUGUCUAUCGUGUCCUUUGGGAGGGGCCAAGUCCAGCGUUCCUUGGGCUUCUGUGACGCCAACAGCAAAGGACUCUUCCAGGUGGUGUCCGGGGGUACGGUGUUCCAGCUCCAGCAGGGAGACCAGGUCUGGAUUGAAAAAGACCCCAAUAAGGGCCGCAUUUACCAGGGUUCAGAGGCCGACAGCGUAUUUAGCGGCUUCCUCAUCUUCCCAUCCACCUCUCCUUCCCAAAUGGACAUGGGGCCCAGCUCCUGGCCCCCCCUUGUACCAAACCUGCUGCUGCUUUUGCUGGCACUGCUGCCUGGGGGCCAAGCUGGCACAGACUGUUAUGGGAUCGCCGGGAUACCGGGCCUGCCCGGGGCCCCAGGGAAGGAUGGGCAUGACGGAUUGCCAGGGCCCAAGGGUGAACCAGGAAUCCCAGCUAUCCCUGGGACACGAGGACCAAAGGGUCAGAAGGGAGAUCCUGGCACACCUGGCUAUCCUGGGAAAAAUGGUCCCAUGGGAACCCCUGGGAUUCCAGGGGAUCCCGGCAACAUGGGACCCCCUGGGGACCCGGGCGAUGAGGGCAGGUACAAGCAGAAUCACCAGUCAGUAUUCACUGUCACACGGCAGACAGUCCAGUUCCCAGCGCCCAACAGCCUGGUCAAGUUCAACUCAGUCAUCACAAACCCACAGGGGGAUUACGACACGAACACUGGCAAGUUCACCUGCAAAGUUCCCGGCCUCUACUACUUUGUCUACUACACGUCACACACGGCCAACCUGUGUGUGCAGCUGUACCGCAACGGUGUCAAGGUGACCACCUUCUGUGACCACAUGACCAACACCAAGCAGGUCAGCUCAGGCAGUGUGCUGCUGCGGAUGAAGGUGGGCGAGCAGGUGUGGCUGGCGGUCAACGACUACAACGGCAUGGUGGGCACCGAGGGCUCCGACAGUGUCUUCUCCGGCUUCCUGCUUGGAGGGGGGCCGGCCUGCUGGGCCCCUGGGAGGGGACCGUCAGGGGAAGGCCCUUGUUCUCGCUGGAGAAUGGAACUUCCGCUUUGGACUGAGAACAGGAGGCUCCCAGCUGCCUGUCCCACUGCUGCCCAGCCCAGCGGCAUCAGAGGACGCCAGGUUCCCAGGAAGCAGCUGAGCAGGGCCAUGAUGAAGACCCCGCGGGGCAGCGUCCCAGUGCUGCUGCCGCUGGUGCUCCUGAGUCUGCUGCACGUCUCCUGGGCCCAGAGUGGCUGCAUUGGGCACCCGGCCAUCCCUGGCAUCCCGGGCAUCCCCGGGGCACCGGGCUCCGACGGCAAACCAGGGACUCCAGGGAUAAAGGGAGAGAAAGGGCUGCCGGGGCUAGCUGGAGACCACGGUGAGCUUGGAGAGAAGGGGGACCCAGGGUUUCCUGGGAUUCCAGGAAAAGUCGGCCCCAAGGGCCCCGUUGGCCCCAAAGGUGCCCCAGGGCCUCCCGGAGCCCAUGGCCCCAAGGGCGAAUCAGGAGACUACAAGGCCACGCAGAAAAUCGCCUUCUCGGCCACACGCACCAUCAACAGCCCCCUGAGGCGGGACCAGGUCAUCCGCUUCGACCACGUGAUCACCAACACCAACAACAACUACGAGUAUCGAAACGGCAAGUUCACGUGCAGGGUGCCUGGCCUCUACUACUUCACCUACCAUGCCAGCUCUCGAGGGAACCUGUGCGUAAACCUCAUGCGGGGCCGGGAGGAGACACAGAAGGUGCUCACCUUCUGCGACUAUGUCUACAACACCUUCCAGGUCACCAUGGGCAGCGUCGUGCUCAAGCUGGGGCUGGGGGAGACCGUCUUCCUGCAGGCUACCGACAAGAACGCCCUGGUAGGCAUCGAUGGGGCCAACACCAUUUUCACCGGGUUCCUGCUCUUCCCAGAUGCAGAGGCGUGACCUGUGGGUCCAAUUCACGCCCUCCCCUGCCAGCCACGCUCUCUUUACCCCCAACACCAGCCCCCACCUGGCCAAAACACACAGUAGGGCUCCUUGGAUAUUGCUGAAUUAAUGAGUAAAUAAACUUUUCAAGGCCAAG